AUGACCAUGAGCUCCAUCUCAGACGUGGAGAAGGAGUUGCAGCGUUUGCCUGAAGGGACGUGCAUUGUGGUUCCGGGCGGCGUCUGCUUUGACCAGAUGACCGCCCUCCUCGACAUACACAAGAAACAACAAGAGAAUGAGGACAUCAAGGCAGAGGUGGAGGAGAGUAAAGCUAAGCUGGAAAACUUAAAAAAGCGCAAAGAUGAGUUGGAGGAGGAGAUUGGGGGAUAUAUGUCGCUGGACGCGUACACUGAACAGCUGUGUAAGGAAGACGAGGCUUACAGAACCACAGAGAGGAUGCAGAGGGAGAGAGAGGAGGAGCUUCAGAAGAGGGAGGAGGUUAAGAGGCUGAGAGAGGAGUACGUCAGGCUGCAGGAUAAGAAAGCAGAGCUGCAUCGUCAGGUGGAGAGAGACGCUGUGUACCAGAAAUACAUGGAGCGAGCCGUGAAGAUGACCAAGUUCAAGGAUGUCCCGCAGCUCAUCAGCAACUUCGAGAGGCUCCUCCGCUUCGAAGAGCUGCAUCAGAGGGACGCCGAGUCGGCUCAGAAGGUGGAGGAGAAUAAACGGACUGUGGCGGCGCUGAAGGACCAGCACAACCUGGUCUGGCUGCAGAGGAACAACGAGAUGUACCCGCUCCCGGCCGAGCUGGCAAAGGAGCGCUCCAAAUCCGUCACAUGGGAGAGGAGGUGGGCCCACAUUAAGCAGACCGCGGCGAAGAAGACACUGCUCAUGGGACAAAUCAAGAUGGCCGCCUUCAACCUGUAUGACAUGAGGAGCGGGGCCGAAGACGGAGAGAAAGCGGUGGACAUGUGUGACACAGAGACACAGCUGGAAGAGGUCCAGAAGUUCUUCCAGGACUCCGAAGACUUCCUGAGACAACAUCAACCUGCUGAGCAGAG
Molecule: messenger RNA, 899 nt
Organism: Labrus bergylta (ballan wrasse)
Lineage: Eukaryota; Metazoa; Chordata; Actinopteri; Labriformes; Labridae
Product: coiled-coil domain-containing protein 42 homolog
Source: RefSeq, a predicted model, not a curated record